GGACUGGUAGCGGCUUAUAGUUGCCUAAGUCGACAUAUCAGCUUCGGGUUAGCGCCUCCCGUACCCGUAUCAAGGCUCGAAGCGCACGAUAUCUCUGUGCAGUCUACGCUGGAGAGGAGGCGGGUUAUACCUCUGGUUGAUCAAUCACGCCCAGAGUCUGGUCCGAAUGAGACGUCGGUUUGCGAAACGGAGGCGUGCAAGGCUGCAGCUGCGGAGAUUCUAACCAAUAUGGCUUCGAACUAUACGGUGAUGGAUCCAUGCACGGAGUUCAACGCAAUGGUUUGCACCGGUUGGGAGGCUACUCAUGAUUACCGGCCGGAACAGUCUACCAUUGGAACCCUCUCUGAUAUGGACGACAAACUGCAGGAGGUGCUCCACACCAUCCUUGAGUCACCCUAUACGUCCAAUUCGAUCCCACCAGGCACAGACCCUGCGGUUGACAAAGCCAACUUUGACAAGAUGCAAAGUGCUUACCAUGCCUGCUCUGACGAGGAGACCAUUCGGUCGUUCGGCAUCAAGCCGCUCACAGAUAUCUUAGAUAGCUUUGAGGAGGUCUUCCCACUUGAUGGACCUGAGACCGUGGGAAAGGAUGAACUGACCAAAGCAAUCUUGAAUCUGUCCGGGAAAGGCGUGGGAGCCCUGGUGGGCGCCGGUCCAUCUGCCGAUGAUAAGGAGCCCGAUGUCAUGGCCGUAUAUCUGUCUCCUGGCAGCGUCGGACUUCCGUCGAAAGAGUAUUACAACAUCUCCGAUGUCGUGGAGAAAUAUAAAACCGCCAUCACCGCCAUGUUCGAAACCAUGUACGGAAACUCGACUGGUCCCGCGGCCCCCUCAGGCUAUCGAAACCGUCAAGCCGCCGGGUUUGCAGACUUAGCGAAGAAGAUCUCGGAUUUCGAGGGUUCACUUGAUGUCCUUACAGCUGACCCGGCUGAUGCUGCCGAUGUAACGAAAUAUUACAACCCCAUGACGCUUGCGGAAGUCGAUGCCUGGAUUCCCUCCAUCUGCAUUACGGAUAUUGUGAGGGGCCAGGUUCCGAAGAACUUCACCUCUGACCGAGUCAUCAACACUGACCCGGCCUACUACAAGAAUGCAUCUGCAAUCAUUGCCAGCACUCCCAGAGAGGUCCUCCAUGGUUACUUUAUAUGGGGAAUCAUACGGCGUUGGUCUGGACGCUUGCACAAGGAUUUCAAUAAGCCAUGGCGGCAAUUCAACAAUGUCCUAGCCGGGCGCGAUCCAGACGCCAUUGCCGAUCGGUGGAGAACAUGUGUAGCAGAAGUGGAUGGAAAUCUAGGCUGGCUUGAGAGUGGAGUAUAUGUGCAACGUGAAUUUGGUCCAGACCAGAAGGCAUUUGGUGACCGUAUCAUCGCCGAUAUCAGGUCUCAGUUCAAUACCAAGUUGAUUGGCUUGGACUGGAUGUCUGAAGAUGUCAAGAAGGUUGCCCAAGAGAAAGUUCGCAACAUUGUCCAGAAGAUCGGAUACCCCACCAAGUCCCCCAACGUUCUGGACCCGCAAGACUUGUCGGACUACUAUUCUGGACUAUCUAUCAGCAAUGAGACGUACUUUGCCAAUGGCGUGGCCUUUUCCAAGUUUGGCGAUGCGAAGGAGUGGAUCCGCCUCCUUGAACCCACUGACAAGGACCGCUGGUACAUGACCGUCCCCACCGUAAACGCCUACUACAACCCCCCCGGCAACGAGAUCGUCUUCCCCGCCGGCAUCAUGCAAUACCCCGUCUUCCAACUCGGCCUCCCCGAAUACGUCUCCUACGGCUCCUUCGGCGCUGUUGCCGGCCACGAACUCUCUCACGGCUUCGAUAACUCCGGCCGCAACUACGACGUCAACGGCACCUACACCGACUGGUGGGACAACAGCACCGUGACGGCCUUUGAGCAGCGCGCCAACUGCUUCGUCCAGCAAUACGGAAACUUCACCGUCCCCGGCCUCGACAACCAGCCGCUGCAUGUCAACGGCGAUCUCACCCUCGGCGAAAACAUCGCUGACGCAGGCGGUGUCUCCGCCGCGUACGGCGCGUGGUCACUGCGAGAGUUCACGCAGCCGAACCAGCUGCUGCCUGGGCUGGAACGGUUCUCGAAGGAGCAAAUGUUCUUCAUUAGCUUCGGGACGACGUGGUGUGGGAAGGUGAGGAAGGAGACGGCGGUUAAUCGGGUGUACACGGAUCCGCAUAGCCCGCCGCAAUACCGCAUUUUGGGCACUCUUGCGAAUUCUCGGCCGUUCAAGGAGGCAUUUAAUUGUCCUGUCAAGGAGCCGACUUGUGAGCUGUGGUAGACUGCGGCUGUUCAUUAUUUCAGUCAUGUGGAACAUAAAAAUUGUUUCACACAGGACAUGUCC
Messenger RNA from Eremomyces bilateralis CBS 781.70, 2343 nucleotides. RefSeq names its product peptidase family M13. Gene Ontology annotation, molecular function: metalloendopeptidase activity. Lineage: Eukaryota; Fungi; Ascomycota; Dothideomycetes; Eremomycetales; Eremomycetaceae. Bases 229 to 2280 code for a protein of 683 amino acids. Gene Ontology annotation, biological process: protein processing. The record is from RefSeq and is a predicted model, not a curated record. Gene Ontology annotation, cellular component: plasma membrane. The transcript has 6 exons.